GAACGCUACAUUCUUCUAUUUCUUUGUAGCUGAGUUGUAUUGGGGAUCAUGUCCGGCAGAGGCAAACAAGGCGGCAAGGUUCGGGCUAAGGCCAAGACCCGCUCAUCCCGGGCUGGGCUGCAGUUCCCAGUUGGCCGUGUUCACCGCUUGCUGAGGAAAGGCAAUUAUGCCGAGCGGGUGGGAGCCGGAGCUCCGGUCUAUCUGGCCGCAGUACUCGAGUACCUGACCGCUGAGAUCCUGGAGUUGGCCGGGAACGCUGCCCGGGAUAACAAGAAGACCCGCAUCAUCCCCAGGCACCUGCAGCUCGCUGUGCGCAACGAUGAGGAGCUGAACAAACUGCUCGGAGGGGUGACUAUCGCUCAGGGCGGGGUCCUGCCCAACAUCCAGUCCGUGCUGCUGCCCAAGAAAGCCGAGAGCUCCAAGCCGGCCAAGGGCAAGUAACGCUCCGAACGAUGAACUCUAAGCAUCAAAUAACCCAAAGGCUCUUCUCAGAGCCACU
Messenger RNA from Xenopus tropicalis (tropical clawed frog), 499 nucleotides. RefSeq names its product histone H2A type 1. The record is from RefSeq and is a predicted model, not a curated record. Lineage: Eukaryota; Metazoa; Chordata; Amphibia; Anura; Pipidae. The coding region runs from base 49 to 441 and encodes 130 amino acids. The transcript has a single exon.